Messenger RNA from Phascolarctos cinereus (koala), 4054 nucleotides. It is a transcript of the gene OXSR1, whose product is annotated as oxidative stress responsive kinase 1. Gene Ontology annotation, biological process: peptidyl-threonine phosphorylation; positive regulation of T cell chemotaxis; intracellular signal transduction. Gene Ontology annotation, cellular component: cytosol; cytoplasm. Gene Ontology annotation, molecular function: protein serine/threonine kinase activity; ATP binding. Lineage: Eukaryota; Metazoa; Chordata; Mammalia; Diprotodontia; Phascolarctidae. The record is from RefSeq and is a predicted model, not a curated record.
GGGUGGGGCGGGGCCGGGCGGAGGCGCGGAGUGAGGCGCCCGCUGGCUGCUGCUGUCACUCCUGCUCCAGCUCCGGCUCGGGCUCCGGCUGCGGCCCCGCUCGACUUUCUAUCCCCGGAGUGCCUAGGGGCGGGGGCGGGAGGAGGUCGAGGAGGCCGGGGCGCAGCCGCCAUGGCCGAGGAUGCGGGCGCGCUGCCCUGGUCCAUCAACAGGGACGACUAUGAGCUGCAGGAGGUGAUCGGAAGUGGAGCAACGGCGGUGGUCCAAGCAGCGUACUGCACCCCCAAGAAGGAGAAAGUGGCUAUCAAACGGAUAAACCUGGAAAAAUGUCAGACCAGCAUGGAUGAGCUCCUGAAAGAAAUUCAAGCCAUGAGCCAGUGCCAUCAUCCUAACAUUGUGUCUUACUACACGUCCUUUGUGGUGAAAGAUGAGCUCUGGCUAGUGAUGAGGCUGCUGAGUGGAGGGUCUGUUCUGGAUAUUAUUAAGCACAUUGUUGCCAAGGGGGAACACAAAAGUGGAGUCCUGGAUGAGGCCUGCAUUGCCACGAUUCUCAAAGAGGUUCUGGAGGGCCUGGAGUAUCUGCAUAAAAAUGGACAAAUCCACCGGGACGUCAAAGCUGGAAAUAUUCUUCUGGGUGAAGAUGGCUCGGUGCAGAUUGCAGAUUUUGGGGUUAGUGCUUUUUUAGCAACUGGUGGUGACAUUACCCGAAAUAAAGUGAGAAAGACCUUUGUGGGCACUCCUUGCUGGAUGGCACCAGAAGUCAUGGAACAGGUCCGUGGUUAUGACUUCAAGGCCGACAUCUGGAGUUUUGGAAUCACUGCCAUCGAGCUAGCCACGGGGGCCGCUCCCUAUCACAAGUAUCCACCCAUGAAGGUAUUAAUGCUGACAUUACAGAAUGAUCCUCCUUCUUUGGAAACUGGUGUUCAAGAUAAAGAAAUGCUAAAGAAAUAUGGAAAAUCAUUUAGGAAAAUGAUUUCAUUGUGCCUUCAAAAAGAUCCUGAGAAAAGACCAACGGCAGCUGAACUGUUAAGACACAAAUUUUUCCAGAAAGCAAAGAAUAAAGAAUUUCUCCAAGAAAAAAUGCUUCAGAGAGCGCCAACCAUUACUGAGAGAGCUAAAAAGGUUCGGAGAGUGCCAGGCUCCAGUGGCCGGCUUCAUAAAACAGAGGAUGGUGGCUGGGAAUGGAGUGAUGAUGAAUUUGAUGAAGAAAGUGAGGAAGGGAAGGCGGCCAUUUCACAGCUCAGGUCUCCUCGAGUAAAGGAACCGUUAACGAAUUCUGAGCUCUUUCCUCCAUCUGAUCCUGUGGGUACUUUACUCCAAAUUCCAGGACUGUCUCCUGCUCAGCUACCUCAGCCAGCUGGACAGACUCCUGCCCAGUCCACUCACAUCACUGUCCCGCCACCUGUACAGGCACCCGCAGCUCCAGCAGGAGGAGCAGGGCAGGCUCCGCCAUCAGAAGGGGCAGGUUCCCAAGACACCAAGGUCCCCAUCAGUCUGGUACUAAGGUUAAGGAAUUCAAAGAAAGAACUUAAUGAUAUCCGAUUUGAAUUUACUCCAGGAAGAGAUACAGCCGAUGGCGUGUCACAGGAACUCAUCUCUGCCGGCCUCGUGGAUGGCAGAGACCUAGUCAUAGUGGCAGCUAAUUUGCAGAAAAUUGUGGAAGAACCUCAGUCCAAUCGCUCUGUCACUUUCAAACUGGCAUCUGGCGUUGAAGGCUCAGAUAUUCCCGACGACGGCAAACUUAUCGGAUUUGCACAGCUCAGCAUCAGCUAAGCUGCGGGCGCAGAGGAAGCUUCCCCACAGAGAACCCACUCAUCAUGUUUCUAUCGCUCUGUUGGCCUAAAAUUCACUACUGCCAAAGAACCCAGGUCUGCCCUCUCCCUGCCCCGGUCGGAUCACCGCUGUCUGGCAUCAGCUCACCAAAGUCGCCGUGACGCGCUCCGUUUGUAAAGCUGGUGACUGCACAAGUGGCGCCGUGCCCUGCCUCAGGCGCUCGGACGGAUGCCCGUGGCUGGGCCUUCCGCUCUCUUAUUGCCUUACUUGACGGAUGCCAUGGAGCGCGAGGCCUUGUUUCUUCCAGCCCCGUGGGGUGCCCAGCAGGGGCUGGGAUUUCUUGUGGCCACACUGUAGCCGUGAGCCAGAGGAUUUACCUGGGGGCUCUUUCCUUUGGUCCUGAUAUGACUCCUAGCAGCCAAUAUGAGGACGCCACAAGCACAGUUUCUGAUGUCAUUGGCCUGCCACGUUCCAGUUUUAUCGCUCACGUUCUCGACCGCCGCACCCUCCCAGGUGGCUGCUUCCUUCAGGCUCGCCCUGGGCCCCCUGCCCAGUGUCACUUGGGGUGGGGGAGGCUGGGCAGAGUGGGGAGGACCUCUCGACCAGUUCCCAGAGACCCUCGGCUUACUUUUCCCCAGAGUGACUACAAGCAAGUCAUUACUUUUGUCAUUGGGAAAGUGGUGAUUUUCACCACUUAAAUAAAUUAAAAGAAACUUCCCCUUGAUCCCAACAUCUUUUCUCCCGUGAGUUUGACCCUCUUAGUGGUGAGGGAAAGGGUCUGUGUGGAACAAGGCUGAGGCUUUCACAGCAAUAAAGGAGAGUCGUGGUUCUCAGGCCAGCCUGGCCUGCCUCCAGCCCCUGCCCCCGCCUGCACCCAGACCUCUCCACCAACUCAGCCCUGCUUUGAGAUGUGCCCAGGACAGUGAGGGUUCAGGAGGAGACAGUAUUGAUUUGGAUUUCUACAGAAAUCAUAUAAAUGAGACACUUGUAAUACAAUGUGGGAGGAAUCUAUGGGGUUGGGUUUUUUUCUAUGAUUUCACAACUGGCCUUCAUAUCCUGCUAUUGGCUGUGGGGGAGUUUUCCCUGCGAUUGCUGACCCAGCCUUGCCUUUCCCUGAUGGAGGGGCUGGGGGGGUGGGGGGCUGCCUCCUGCAGGUGACUAGAGACCAUCCUGGCAUUCAGAUCACCGAGCCUUCUGAUUACCAAGCUGGAGCUCUCUGUGGCCUCUGAAGGCUCCCCGGCUCAAAUGAUUUCUUCUAGCACGUUCCUGUGAGCCUUGGAGUUCCUUUGCCCCCUUUCAUCCUUUGCCAAGUUGGGAUGGGGGGUGGGGAAGGGGCAGAUCUGACGAGAGUUGGAGACCCCAGCAGCAGCAGCAGUGAAAGGGAGGGACCCACGGGGGUGGGGGUGGGGGGCUGGGUGUGGAUCUGGAUGAGUUUGAGGUGUGGGGGAGGGCAGAGAGUGAGGUUCUUUGGUCCAAGCAUGCGGUUUGGCUUCCAGCAAUCCCAUAGUAACCUCCUUCAUCGUAAAGCGGCUGAGUGAUGCUUUCUCUCUGGUUAGCUUUUUGUACGGGAGUGUGCUGGGGGAAGGCAGGAGGCCAGCCGGCCCCUGCUCCUGGUGCCCCUACGUCCCCAGGCGCCUCAAGCUGCUACAGAAAUUCCAUGUAGUGAGUUGAGAAGGUAGGAAGUGGGCUAUUUUUGUCUUAUUUUAAAAAAUUGAUUUUGCCCCACUGAGACCUAGGGAGACAGCUCGCAAGCCCCAGGACAGUAUUAUUCUUAUUUUUCUUUGGGCGUGCACUCAUGCCUCUGUUGAUUUGUUUGUAUGGUGGUGCUGAGAAACUGUGGGGUGGAAACUGCACGGGAAGACAUGGGCUCCUUCCCCCGGCGCCCUCCUUCGUGGGCCCUCGGGGAUCCGGGUGCCAUCCCCGAGGUAGCUGGGCUGGGGGGGGUGGGGAGAGCAGCACGAGGGCAUUCGUUCUGUGAGGCCCAGAAUAAGUGCCAGUGCCAAUCAUGGGACGGAGGGUUUGUCUAACAUGGCUGAUGGAUUUGUGGGGGGUUUUGUGGUGGUUAACUUCUGAACCCGACUUAGAGCCAGCUCCUACUCAUUUAGUCACUCCUCAGAGAACUAGAACGACGCUGUAGGCAUACGCGGAGGCUCCUCACACAGUUGUGUACUCUGAACGACAAAAGAUGUAAAAUAGUCAGCUGUUCUCUCUUUUUUUUUUGACUUUGUAUUUUACUGCACGUUCCCCUCAUUUUUAAUCAAUAAAGAACAAAUUGUCUGGG